AUUGUAAUCAUGCUUUCCUUUUAUUUUCUACUGUAAAAGAUUGUCCCAGUAGUUGUUUGGUCUGAUUCAGUAAGGUAAAAAAAAAUUAUGACUCAGUGACUUCCACAGUUAAAAAUGAAUCAUGUCUUGCGUCGCUCUCUUUUGGUAGGCACUCGGAGGGUUGGACUAGUUGCAGUGAAGUUGGGGAUGAUGCCUCUGUGGACCAAAGCGGGUGAGAAACAUGCAGUCACAUUACUACAGGUUCAAGAUUGUCAUGUUGUGUCAUAUACGCCGAAAGAAAAAUAUGAUGGCAAGAAGCCUGCGUUGGUAGUUGGCGGAAAAAAUACGUCUCCGUUUAAUAAAUCAGAGUCUGUUAUGGAAAAGUACAGGCUAGCAGGGAUACCCCCAAAACAGAAAAUCUCAAUUUUCAGGGUGUCUGAAAAUGCUAUUAUUAAACCAGGUACUCCCUUAUAUGCUGCUCAUUUUCGGCCAGGACAGUAUGUGGACGUCACAGCAAAAACAAUUGGCAAAGGUUUUCAGGGAGUUAUGAAAAGGUGGGGAUUUAAAGGUCAGCCUGCAACUCAUGGACAGACGAAAACCCAUAGGAGGCCAGGAGCAUCAGGCCCCGGGGGUGACCCUGCCAGAGUUUUUCCUGGGAAGAAAAUGCCUGGAAAAAUGGGAAACGUCUAUAGAACAGCAUUUGGAUUAAAGGUCUGGAGAGUGAAUACAAAAGAGAAUAUCCUUUAUGUUCAUGGAUCAGUCCCAGGACACAAAAACUGCUUUGUGAAGGUCAAUGAUACCACAUUACCUACUCAUCAGCAAGACAAUAAGAAUCCACCAUUCCCAACUUACUUCGCUGAUGGCGAUGAAGAACUUCCAGAAGAUCUGUUUGAUGACGCAGUAUUCCAAUUCACUGAGCCCUCUAUUGUCAUCUCCUAAACUUUGAAACUUUUGAUGUGUUCUGUGAUCUCCAUAUAUCCUGCCUUAAAUUUGUUCCAUUUGGGAGACCAUUUUUCUAUGUAUUGACCUAUGGCACUGAUCUGAUGGGUGAGGUGUAAGGGGGAGAGAAAGUCUCAAGUCACAGUGAAAGCUUGACCACCAAAUGAAUAAUUUUGAGAAGAAUGUUUGGAGGCUCUUGGUAGCCCAAAGCUCUGACUGUGAUCAGAGCUAAUUUGAUAACUGAGAAUAUUCCAUAAUUUUCAGCAGCAUGAGUCUGUCAGAGCGGCCUGGACAAUUUCCUGAAAGAGAAACAAAAAAAUUCUGCUGCAAAAUUGUGAAGGUUUUAUUCUUUUAUGGACUGCAGAAUUUGCAGCUCUACCCAAAUUGUUAAAAAGGAUAUGCUUCCACAGGUUAUGUGAAAUAUAGAUAUUAGAGCGAAGAGGUCUCUGGCAGAAAAUAUAUGCAUGAAUUAAAAUAUUUGUGGAAAAUAAUAACCACCUAAGUGUUUUGCACUGGGUAGUUUAAAGUCUGAUAAAACUGUUGCAGUAGAAUGGGGAUUUGCUGUUUACUGUUCUGUGUGGAACAAUGAGACACCAGAGAAAUAUCUGGUUUAAACCUGUUUUUUAUUGAGUUAACUCAUCUCUAGAAGGCAAUGUUACUGGAAUUACAAUUGGCUUCAGCCGCACUAAGCAAUAUUCAAACCCACAGCAACAUAACAUCAAAAGCUACAAAAACAGAAAUUGCUGGAAAAGCUCAGCAGGUCUGGCAGCAUUUGUGGAGAGAAAUCAGAGUUAACAUUUCAGGUUGAGUGACUCUUCUUCAGAACUUGAACUGAAACGUUAACUCUGAUUUCUCUCCACGGAUGCUGCCAGACCUGCUGAGCUUUUCCAGUAAUUUGUUUUUGUUUCAGAUUUACAGCACCUGCCGUUCUUUUGGUUUUUGUUUAGCAUCAAAAGCUGUUGUUUCUAUCAUUAAACAGCGUAUUAAUUCUGUGAAAACACUGAGCACAUUUGUUUGAUUGCUGCUGACAAGCCAUGGACAAGUAAAACACCAGUCUUAAACAUGA
This is a messenger RNA of Rhincodon typus (whale shark), 1984 nucleotides long. RefSeq names its product mitochondrial ribosomal protein L3 (gene mrpl3). Lineage: Eukaryota; Metazoa; Chordata; Chondrichthyes; Orectolobiformes; Rhincodontidae. Gene Ontology annotation, cellular component: mitochondrial large ribosomal subunit; ribosome. The record is from RefSeq and is a predicted model, not a curated record. Gene Ontology annotation, biological process: translation. Bases 115 to 918 code for a protein of 267 amino acids. The transcript is spliced from 8 exons. Gene Ontology annotation, molecular function: structural constituent of ribosome.